AUGCCAGCUUCGUCGCUCCUUCGAUUCGCCCGCCUACCCAACCCGGCGAUAAAGAGAUUCGGGCUUACUCCUUUGCAAAUACGCCUGCUCUCGGACGAAACUAAAUCCGCCAUCGAUAAAGCAGUGGCCUCAGCACCCGUCGUUUUGUUCAUGAAGGGCACACCAGAAACACCACAAUGUGGAUUUUCAAGGGCUAGUAUCCAGGUCCUUGGUCUACAGGGCCUGGACCCAAAGAAGUUCACGGCAUUCAAUGUGCUAGAGGACCCUGAGUUGAGACAAGGAAUCAAGGAAUACUCCGACUGGCCAACUAUUCCCCAGCUAUACGUCGAAAAGGAAUUCGUUGGUGGAUGUGACAUCCUGAUGUCCAUGCAUCAAAAUGGAGAAUUGUCGAAACUAUUUGAAGAGAAGGGCCUUGUCGUGCAGGCAGAGAAAUGA
Messenger RNA from Arthroderma uncinatum, 435 nucleotides. RefSeq names its product monothiol glutaredoxin-5. Bases 1 to 435 code for a protein of 144 amino acids. The record is from RefSeq and is a predicted model, not a curated record. The transcript is spliced from 3 exons. NCBI's taxonomy places the organism in Eukaryota, Fungi, Ascomycota, Eurotiomycetes, Onygenales, Arthrodermataceae.